Messenger RNA from Anopheles funestus (African malaria mosquito), 894 nucleotides. RefSeq lists its product as uncharacterized. Lineage: Eukaryota; Metazoa; Arthropoda; Insecta; Diptera; Culicidae. The coding region runs from base 1 to 894 and encodes 297 amino acids. The transcript has a single exon. The record is from RefSeq and is a predicted model, not a curated record.
AUGCGAUUGUUAGUGUUGGCAGUGAGUUUGGUGGUGUUGCUUCAUGCGGAAGUUGAAGCUAAUCCACGUUUUGACGGAUAUACCUACACUACACCUGCUGAUGAUGGGUAUCGUUAUCCGAAACCGUCCUGUGGUUUGCCGGAACCUUGCUUCCCAAAGACGAGUACAGUUACCGUUCCAACCAUCAUCACCAAGACGGAUUUCCGUACGUCUACUGAGUACCGGACGCAGAUAGUCCCUACGACGACUGUAGUCACUAGUCGUAGUACCGCUUUCUCCACGAAGGUAGUUACGGACGUUGUCACGGAAACGUUGCCACCGGUCACUUCGACUAGAACGGCUACCCGUACCAACACCGUUACCUCGCGCCUAACGGAAACGGCUUUCUUUACCGAAACGGAGCGAGAAACGGAAACGCGAACCAACACGAUCACACAAACCAAAACGGCCACCUCGACGAAGAUCGUACCAACAACGACGGUGCGUACGGUGACCACAACACAGCCACCGGUCGUGGUGACAGAUACCGUGACCGAAAGGAUUACAUCGACCCGUACCAACACGCUGACCCGCACGAACACCGUUACCUCGACCGUGGUUGAACCAACGCCCGUUUAUGAGUACUUCACCGAAACGCAAACACUCACCGUUACCAAGACGACGGCCACACCGGUGCUGACUACUGUUACCCGUACGCAAACCGUACCCGUGGUUACGACCAUUACGGAACCUUGCACACCCGAUCGAGCUUAUCUGCCGGCACAGGCAACUUGUCCCCCAACGAACGAGUACCUGCCACCGCGACCAGUGACACCACCGAUAGAUUAUCUGCCACCACCGAAGAAGGACGUUUCGUAUUUGCUGUCAAGAAAGAAUUUGUUCCAGCUAAUCUAG